ACGUAGGGUGGUAGUUAAGAUAAGAUAAGAGAUAAGAUACACCUUUAUUGAUCCCACAAUUGAGAAAUUCCAGACUUGACGAGCAGACUGUAACUGUAACUGUACGAGGAAACAAUUUACCAGUUUAUUUUAGAUAAAAAGAGUUAACCUGCCGUUAGUUAGUCGACGGAAAUGGACGAUAAUACCAACGUGUCCUGUGUACUUUGUCGUCUGUCAAAGGAGACGGAAAUAACCGGAUCGUUGUUGACAAAAGAUGAAGUCACAGCUCAUCAGAACUGUUUGUUAUUUUCCUCUGGUAUCAUUUGCCAGAGUACCCCACAGCAUGACGAUUUGUUUGGCUUCUCUGUGGAGGAUGUGCUGGGUGAGGUGCAACGAGGAAAACGUCUGGUUUGUAAGAGAUGUACCAAAAGCGGUGCCACUGCUGGGUGUGAGGUCAAACGCUGCAAGAGGUCCUACCACUACCCAUGUGCUGUUAAAGACAAAGCUAUCAUAAUUGAGGAUACAAAGGAGGAGAAAUAUGUGCUGUACUGUCCCAAACACGAUCCAAAAGCUCAAGAAAACAAUGGCUCUGUAAAUGGACGCCCAUCUUCCCAUACAAAGUCCUGGACUUCCAAAACUCCCAGUGAACCCAGAUCAGCCAAGGUUUUACUUGAUGAAUGUUUCUACCGUAUUCACUUAAGGCAAACCACUUAAAGGGACAGUUCAACCCAAAAUCAAAAACAAAUAUUUUAACUGUCGUGUUACUUAUCAAUCCAGAUUAUUCUGGUGUGAGUCGCAGAGUAUUGGAGAUAAAGGCCGUAGAGAUGUCUGCCGUCUCUCCAAUAUAAUGGAACUAGAUGGCACAAAAAUUAACAAUUAAUUAAUUAGCUGCGGCAAGGACAAAGCCUUUGUGCAUGGGGCGCCUGCUCUACCAGGUGAACUACUGGGCACCCUAACAUUUUGCAACUUACAUCAAACAAUCUAGAUUGAUAAACAGCACUACAGGUAAGGGGGAAAAUAAGUAUUUUUUUUAUUUGGGGUGAACUGUCCUUUGAAAAGUGGAAAUCUUAAAAGGGCCCAGUAAUCUGCUUUUUCUUUUUAAAUUUCUGUUUUCAUUUCUGGGAGUAGAAAAUUCAGAAUACACAGAAGGGUUUUAUCUGACCCCAAAAAUGUUUUGGCAAGUAAUGAUAUCCGUUUUUAUUUUUC
Epinephelus moara (kelp grouper) is the source of this 1185-nucleotide messenger RNA. Its product is annotated as PHD finger protein 6-like. Bases 172 to 693 code for a protein of 173 amino acids. The record is from RefSeq and is a predicted model, not a curated record. Gene Ontology annotation, molecular function: histone deacetylase binding; histone binding. The transcript has 5 exons. Lineage: Eukaryota; Metazoa; Chordata; Actinopteri; Perciformes; Serranidae. Gene Ontology annotation, cellular component: nucleus.